AUGGGGAUUUCAAAGCGUUUCAUCUUCCUUUUUGUAUUCGUUUUUGUGUCGUUGCAUAUUUUGCCUUGUCUUUCUUUUACUUCCUUCGUGUUUGGAGACUCCCUCGUCGAUGCUGGAAACAACGACUAUCUUUUCACCCUCUCUAAGGCGGAUUCACCUCCUUACGGCAUUGACUUCAAGCCUUCUGGUGGGCAGCCCACCGGAAGAUUCACCAAUGGUCGAACCAUACCAGACAUAGUCGGUCAAGCCCUUGGAGCUUUGUCAUUUCCUCCACCUUACCUAGCCCCAAAUACUCAAGCUGAUGCAAUUCGCAGAGGAAUAAAUUAUGCUUCCGGAGCCUCGGGCAUAUUGGAUGAAACAGGAUUAUUGUUCAUAGGAAGAAUUCCAUUAAGGGAGCAAGUGAACUAUUUCGAACAAAGUAGAAGCUACAUGGUCAGUGUAAUGGGGGAGACUCGUACAAAGGAACUCUUGAAGAAUGCAAUCUUCUCUCUAACCACUGGGUCCAAUGACAUAUUGAACUAUUUCCAACCAUCCAUACCCUUUCUUGGAGGUAUCAAGGUUUCCCCCUCCUCCUUCCAAGAUUGUAUGGUUUCUAACUUCACCUCACAGCUUAAGCGAUUGCACGAAUUGGGGGCUAGAAAAUUCGUUGUGGUUGGGGUUGGACCACUAGGAUGCAUACCAUUUGUGCGUGCGACCAAUUUACUUCUAGCUAGUGGAAAAUGCUCGGUUAAGGUGAAUGGAUUGAUCAAAGGGUACAACAAGAAGCUGAAUACAACGCUAGAUCGAUUAAAUCAGCAGUUGGGACCAGAAGCCAUCUUUGUAUAUGCAAAUUCCUAUGAUGUUUUUCAGAGGAUCAUGCUAAAUUAUCGUCAAUACGGAUUUGAGAAAGCCGAUAAACCCUGUUGCGGAGGAUACUCACCGCCAUUCGUUUGCAUUGAGGACCGAAAUGCAAACAAAAGCUCUAGAUCAGCUCUAUGUGAAGAUCGAUCAAAGUAUGUGUUUUGGGAUGCAUAUCACCCAACAGAAGCUGCGAAUAUCAUAAUUGCCAAAGUGUUACUCGAUGGUGAUGAAAGCAUUAGCUUUCCUAUGAAUAUCCGGGAGCUUUACAACCACAAGCCCUAA
Molecule: messenger RNA, 1122 nt
Organism: Alnus glutinosa
Lineage: Eukaryota; Viridiplantae; Streptophyta; Magnoliopsida; Fagales; Betulaceae
Product: GDSL esterase/lipase At5g41890
Exons: 5
Coding region: 1-1122 (373 amino acids)
Molecular function (GO): hydrolase activity, acting on ester bonds
Source: RefSeq, a predicted model, not a curated record